Strongyloides ratti is the source of this 927-nucleotide messenger RNA. Its product is annotated as Nucleosome assembly protein (NAP) family-containing protein. Gene Ontology annotation, molecular function: histone binding; chromatin binding. Gene Ontology annotation, biological process: nucleosome assembly. Lineage: Eukaryota; Metazoa; Nematoda; Chromadorea; Rhabditida; Strongyloididae. The record is from RefSeq and is a predicted model, not a curated record. The transcript has 3 exons. Bases 1 to 927 code for a protein of 308 amino acids. Gene Ontology annotation, cellular component: chromatin; nucleus.
AUGGAAGUUGACGACAACUUAAAAAUGAGCUUUCCACGUAUAAGUGAUGAACUUUCUACUAUUCCAAUCUAUAUUGAAAAAGCACCAUCUAAUCAAAGAAAAAUUGUUCAAGCUUUAAAAAAGAAUCAGAAGGAAGUUUUCCUUGCUGAAGUUGAAUUUUAUAAGAAAAUUCUUGAACUUCAAAUUGAACACCAAAAUAAUGUUAAUAAAAUAUUAGAUGUUCGUGCCGCUAUUAUUAAUGGAGAAAAACAAAUAACCGAUGAGGAUUGUGCUGAUGAGGCUAUCUCUAAUUUGACAGAUGAAGAUCAAGAGAAAAUCUUCCAAGGACCACCAACAAAUGAAAAGGGUAUUAAAGGAUUUUGGCUUCAUGUUCUCCAAGGAUUCACUGAAACAUCAGAAAGAAUUCUUGAGAAAGAUGAACCAAUUUUAGAACAAUUAAAAGAUAUCAAGCUUAACUUGUUCAAUAACGGAGAAAAUGACCAAGGAUUUACUUUAUCCUUUGUUUUCGGUGAAAAUGAUUUCUUCGAAGAAAAAGAGUUAGUCAAAACAUAUAAAACUUCUUAUCGUCCAGAAGAAGGCGAAGAAUUUUGGCUUUAUGAUGGAAAUCAUAUUGUUUCUGUUGAAAGUUCCAAGAUCACUUGGAAGCCAGGUAAAAAUCCAUUAGUAGGAAGACAAGGAAAAGAUUCCUCAUUAGAAGAAGCUUCAUCCUUCUUUGAAUAUUUUAUGGUUGCUAUUAAUAUCAAUGAGUGUUCUGAUGAAGAAGACAAAGAAACAGCUUUUGUUGAUUUUGAACUUGGUCAAUUAUUCCGGGAUGAGGUUGUUCCACGUGCUACUUUAAUGUACACUGGUGAAUAUAUUGGUGAUGAUAAUUUGGAUAUGUAUGAAGAUGAUGAAGAGGAGGAAUCAGAUGAUGAUGAAGAAAAUUAA